Messenger RNA from Vitis riparia (riverbank grape), 1959 nucleotides. Its product is annotated as protein NRT1/ PTR FAMILY 4.5-like. Gene Ontology annotation, molecular function: transmembrane transporter activity. The coding region runs from base 34 to 1842 and encodes 602 amino acids. Gene Ontology annotation, biological process: transmembrane transport. Gene Ontology annotation, cellular component: membrane. Lineage: Eukaryota; Viridiplantae; Streptophyta; Magnoliopsida; Vitales; Vitaceae. The transcript is spliced from 5 exons. The record is from RefSeq and is a predicted model, not a curated record.
GCUACCAAGGCAGGCUACAAGUCCCUUUCCGAAAUGGCUAAUAACGGAAAAGGCGGAUUCAGAGCUUCCAUGUUCAUUUACAUCUUGAAUUCACUAGAGAACAUGGGUUUCGUAGCAAACAUGGUUAGCUUGUUCUCGUACUUCUAUGGGUUGAUGCAUUUUGAUUUGAGUGGUGCUGCUAACACUCUUACAAACUUCAUGGGUGCAACUUUCCUGCUGUCCCUGGUCGGGGGCUUCGUUUCAGACACGCUCUUGAGCAGACUUAAUACUUGUCUUAUUUUUGGAACAAUUGAAUUACUGGGUUUGAUGCUGAUGACGAUCCAAGCUUACUCGAACAAGCUGCAUCCGGCUGAUUGUGGCAAGCCAAGUUGUGUUGAAGGAGGUACAGCAGUCAUGCUUUACGUUUCGCUGUGUUUGUAUGCGUUGGGUUCUGGUGGAGUUAGAGGAGCUCUUCCUGCACUGGGUGCUGACCAAUUCAACCAGAAGGAUCCAAAUGAAGCGGAAGCUCUCGCCAGCUUUUUCAACUGGGUCAUACUCAGCGCCACUGUUGGAGCGUCAGUGGGAGUAACAGUGAUCGUGUGGGUUAGCUCAACAGUGGCAUGGUACUGGGGUUUUUUCAUAUCACUGGUAACUGCCUUCAUUGGUUUUAUUGUUCUUGCCCUUGGGAGGCGUUUCUACCGCAUCCAACCCCAUGGACAGAGCCCCAUCAUAAGGACUGUGCAGGUUAUAGUUGUGGCAAUUAAAAAUCGAAGUUUGUCACCACCAGAGUGUCCUGGUGAACUUUAUGAGAUCAAUGAUCAAGUAACAGAUUUUACUGACCCAAAACUUGCACACACUGACCAAUUUAGGUGUCUAGACAAAGCUGCUAUUCUUGGCAAAGACUCAGAGCCAAGGCCAUGGGAAGUUUGCACAGUGACCCAAGUAGAAGAAGUCAAGAUCCUAACAAGAAUGUUGCCUAUUUUAUUCAGCACGAUCAUAAUGAACACAUGUUUAGCACAACUCCAAACAUUUUCAGUACGUCAAGGAAAUGAAAUGGAUCGCUUUCUUGGCUCUUUUGAGGUUCCUGCAUCAUCAAUCCCUAUAAUCCCUCUAGUUUUCAUGUCCAUUCUCAUUCCAAUCUAUGAGUUCGUUUUUGUUCCUUUUGCGCGUAAGAUCACUGGCCAUCCAGCAGGGAUCACACAACUUCAAAGAGUUGGAAUUGGGCUAGUUCUCUCAGCCAUUUCCAUGGCUGUAGCAGGCCUUGUGGAAGUGAAGAGAAGGAACAAGGCCCUUGAAAUCCCACCCAGGAAUAUAAGUCUGUUUUGGCUCUCCUUUCAGUAUGGAAUUUUUGGGAUUGCAGACAUGUUUACUCUUGUGGGACUGUUGGAGUUUUUCUAUAAGGAAGCACCCAAAGGCAUGCGAUCACUGUCUACUUCCUUUACAUGGGUGUCACUGUCUUUUGGCUACUUCCUGAGUACUAUCUUUGUUGAUAUCAUUAACUCUGUAACCAAGAGAAUAGCUCCAAGCAAGCAGGGAUGGUUACAUGGAUCGUUUAUCAAUAAGAACAACCUGAAUCUCUUCUACUAUUUCUUAGCCAUCCUGAGCUGCAUCAACUUUGUAAACUAUCUAUACUGGGCUUCGUGGUACAAGUACAAAGCAGAAGAUCAUCCCGAUACUGAGCUAAAGCUAAAGGCUUUGAGUGCUCCUCCUGUGUUCAGGAAAGAAAGCACUCAAGAUAAUAUUGGAGCUAUAACAAACGGGGCAGCUUCUGCUGAACACACAGAGGAUGCUAAAGAAGAUGGUGGCAAAUUGUUAAACCCAGCCUCUGAAUCAAAAAAGUCAGAUGCUCACACUGGCUGCUAAGUACUUAAUUGUAUGCAUGGAUCGUUCUCUCUCCAUAUAUACAUAUUGGUGUUUUUGUUUGUUAGCUCUUUGAGAAGCAUUAUCAGUGAGAAGGGAAUGUGUUAUGAUGCCUAGAAU